AUGGCUGCUGCGAAUUGGCAUGCGGCAGAUUGGAGCCAUAAGAGAAUAAAACAAGGACAUAUCCUUCCGCGUCGUACGAGUCUUUCAUUAGCGUUCGGGAUUGGCAAUCAUUCCGGCAACCUGCGAAACGAGUGGGAGAGAUGGUAUGAUGGAGCUGGUAUUAUGGAGCUGGAGAUGAAGCUGCAUAUAUGUUAA
Messenger RNA from Blastomyces gilchristii SLH14081, 195 nucleotides. RefSeq lists its product as uncharacterized. The record is from RefSeq and is a predicted model, not a curated record. NCBI's taxonomy places the organism in Eukaryota, Fungi, Ascomycota, Eurotiomycetes, Onygenales, Ajellomycetaceae. Bases 1 to 195 code for a protein of 64 amino acids. The transcript has a single exon.